AUGGAUGAAUCAUUUCCAACUGCCGCUGGUCUGGCGCAAUAUUCAACUAGUAUUUGUACCUGUGGAAGAAGCUUUGCUCAACUAAACGCAUAUGCAAACCACCAGAGAACUUGUAAAAAGCGGAAGAAAUACCUUUCAAAUGCGCUAGCAAAGGCCAAGGAUGUAUGGACGACACGAAAAAGGCCAUGUAGAGAAGUUGGACGUGGUGAACACCUUGGGUCUGUUGCUCCUGCAACACGGGUCCCAGAUGCAGCAACUAGCAUUGGCAUAGUAUCUCCAGCAGGAGAAGGCCAGGAGCCCCCACAGUUGGAGCGUUCUUUCGUCACAUCAGAAUUCAGUUCUGGGCAUGCAACUUUCGAGGAAUGCAAGGAUGGGUCCAGUCUUUCAGAAUCUUUGCAUCAUGCAGUCGAUGACACGCUGUCACUUGCCGAGCGUCGUCCAAGACGCCUCAAUCGUCGUCUUCCUGCAUGGUUUCGAGACGUUCUUCCUCAGCCACCACCACCGCCUACAGCUGAGCCAGCCCCAUCGCCAGCUGCAGAUCCCCCUCUUGCUUUGGCUGCAAACACACUGCUGUCACGGUCACUUUCUUUCUUUCGCACACUUCCAAACUUAUUCGGACUUUCACGUCAGUAUUACGGUGCCUGUCUGCCGACCCACGACCCAGAAGCGGUCACAACUCUGGAACACCUCACUCUGACCCAUUCAAACCAUGAAAGUCAGGAUCUCAGUAUCCCUGCUCCUGCAACGCGGGGUGACUGUAGCAACGGCCCAGAUGCCUUCUACCCAUAUCCCAACAAAUCGUCAUUUCUCCUCGGCGACUGGUUUUGGAACGGAGGCCUGCAGAAAUCACAAAAAAGCUUCAGGGAACUAUUGCGGAUCAUCGGCGAUACUGAAUUUCGACAGGAAGAUGUACGUGCCACGCGCUGGAACUCGAUCAAUGAUCAACUUGGAUCUAGUAAAGAAGAGGCAGAGGGAUGGGUGCCUUUGGAAGGUGCGGGGUGGAAGAAGACCGCGAUCAACAUCAAGAUACCCAUUCAUAAUCGUUCGGAUAAUCCAGGCGUUCACGACUACCUUACAGCAGAAUUACAUCAUCGAUCACUCUUAUCUGUCAUCCAGGAAAAGCUUGCUAACGAAAGGCACGACGACCUGUUCCAUUAUCAGCCCUACGAAUUGCUCUGGGAUCGCGGAAAAUCUGAGAGACCCACCCGCAUCCAUGGAGAACUGUAUACCUCUGAUGCCUUUAUUCAGGCACACCGUGAACUCCAAGAGUCCCCACCUGAGCUUGGGUGUGAUCGAGAGCGAGUGGUUCUUGCUCUCAUGUUUUGGUCGGACUCGACCCAUCUAGCCUCAUUCGGCAAUUCCAAACUUUGGCCGUGCUAUAUGUUCUUUGGGAAUGAGUCUAAGUACCGAAGGUGUAAGCCUUCUUGCCGUCUAUGUAGUCAUGUGGCCUAUUUCAACCAUCUUCCAGAUAGUUUCAAGGAUUUUGCCGUUAAGCACUUCGGUGGAAAAGGUCCCAGUGCUGACUUUAUGGCACAUUGCCAUCGCGAACUUUAUCAUGCACAAUGGAAGGUCCUGCUAGACGACGAGUUUGUGGAAGCGUGCAAGCAUGGAAUUGUCAUACGCUGUUGUGAUGGGGUUGAGCGUCGUUUUUACCCUCAGAUCUUUACUUAUUCUGCCGACUAUCCAGAAAAAGCGUUAAUAGCUACGAUACGGACUCUGGGCGGGUGCCCUUGCCCUCGAUGCCUCAUCCCGAAAUCCCGCGUUCAAAAUUUGGGCAUGCGGCUGGACAUGAAACAACGCCAAACCCUCUUACGCAUAGACGAUGAUAUCCGGCGAAGUGAAGUCUCCACCUCGCGUUCACUCAUCUACGAUAGUGGCUAUGGCAUCCGCAGCAAUUGUGUUGAAAACCUACUGAAAGAGCACUCAUUGGUGCCAACCUCUAAUGCAUUUUCGGAGAGGCUCGGGUGCCUCGGCUUUAAUCUGUUUGCUAUGCUGGUUGUAGAUCUCCUGCAUGAGUUUGAGCUUGGGGUCUGGAAAGCCCUGUUUACCCACCUGAUACGCAUUCUCGGAGCUGCUCUCAAGGGCGAUAGAUUGGUACACGAGCUUGAUCGUCGACUCAUCCCCACCUUCGGCCGCGAUACCAUUCGAAAGUUUGCUUCAAAUACAUCUGAAAUGAAGAAGAUGGCUGCUCGCGACUUCGAAGAUAUUCUUCAGUGCGCUAUCCUGGCCUUUGAUGGCCUUCUCCCAGAGCCACACAACACCAGUAUCUUAGUUCUGCUCACUACUUGUGCAAGCUGGCAUGCCUUGGCAAAGCUGCGCAUGCAUACAGAGGAGACGCUCAAUCUCCUGGAUGCUGAAACGGUUACGCUGGGAAAGCAACUUCGCCAUUUCCAGAAACAUACCUGCGCAGCUUUCGAUACUCGCGAACUAAAGCGGGAAGCAGAACGUCGACAACGCCAGCAGUUAAGGAGCCUGGCUGGAAACGGAGAGGCAACGGGGUCAAAGCCUCAUACCGCUCGAAGACAAAAGACGUUCAAUCUACAAACCUACAAGCUACACGCCCUGGGUGACUAUUCUACCUCCAUACGCAACUUUGGUACAACCGACUCAUAUAGCACUGAACCGGGAGAGCUAGAACACCGCACCUCCAAAGCAAGGUACCGUCGAACGGACCGAAAAGAGUUUGUGAAGCAGAUAGCCAGGAUUGAACGGCGCGAGGCUCGCAUACUCAGCAUCUGUGACAAGCAGUCGCCACAGGGUACGGUGAUGGAGGAAGAAGUUGCUACAUCGCCUGAGGCUCAUUUCCACGUCGGGAAAUCUCAAAACUAUCCUGAGAACAUUCCUCUGUUCCUUCAAAGGCACGCGGGGGACCCCGCUAUCAAAGGUUUUGUACCUAAGCUUCAGCAUUUUCUCCUUACUAAGAUCCAGGACUCGAUCACCAGAGAGGGUAGCCUUUUGUAUACUGACGGUCCCACUCCAGCUGCAAUCCCAGGAGCUACCCCAGUGUGCUCGGACUGGGAGGGACGUGUUUUUAUCAAGGCCGAUCGCAUGUAUAGGCACAACUUGAUGCGCCUCAACUACACUACAUAUGACGUUCGCCGAGCGCAGGAUGUCAUCAAUCCAUCGACAUCUCAUUGUAACGUCAUGCUCCUCGACCAAGCUAGCGAGGGCUCAACUACCGGUGAAAGUCAUCCUUAUAUCUAUGCUCGUGUACUCGGCAUAUAUCAUGUCAAUGCCACUUAUAUUGGCCCUGGGAUGGUUAACUAUCACUCACAUCGAAUUGACUUUCUGUGGGUGCGCUGGUAUCAAUACCUUGGCAAACACUCCCAGGCCGACCGGCAAGCACCUUUAGAUCGUGUUUGCUUCCCGCCUAUGGCAGAGCAAGACUCAUUUGGGUUUGUGGACCCUGAUGACGUUCUUAGGUGCUGCCAUGUCAUUCCACACUUCGAGCAAGGCUUGCAGCACUUGGAUGGUAGGGGUAUCUCCCACUGUGCUCAGGAUAAGUUGGACUGGAAAUUCUACUAUAUAAAUCGUUUUGUAGACCGGGACUCAUUCAUGCGGUAUCAAUGGGGGCUGGGAGUUGGGCAUACCUAUGCUCAUGGUGCCGGCGGUCAAGAAGAAGAUAAUGCGGUUGCUGUAGAGUGUUUUGAGGACUUUGAAGAAGAUGCGUUGAGCAGUGGCCAAGACGGUUGCACUGCCUCUAACUCGGACCCAGGUGGUGAAGCUUCUGACUCGGACUGGGGGUCUGCUUCAGAUGACUCCAACUCGGAAGAGCGUGACACUGAUAGUGAUUCGGACCAGAGUGCAGCUGAUCCAUUGGUACACUAUGGUCGUCAUUUCGGACGAACAGUACACGCUCUUUGCAACUUCCAAGCCCUCCUCACAAAUGGAAUUUUACGAAUGGGAGAAUUGGCCGAGACUCCAGAAGAAAACUUUACCGCUGAGGAACGGCGCGAGCAUCGUAUUUUUCAAGAGCUCCUCAAGUCUGUGGCAGGCCUGGAAGAGCGCUUGAUGCAAGGCGGAGAUGAUGAGGUUGAUGUCAUUGCAGAGCUGCUCACCAAGGGCGCCUCUGGAGCAAGGGGUGAUGACACCAAAAGCCUCAAAGGCAGUGUGCUUGAUUGGAUUACCCCCAAGGGACAGAAUCUGGUUCCUCCUCUCGCUCGAAACAUGAAAAUUGACCGCGGUUUUCAUCAUGAACGGACGGGUGCGUUACUCUGUCCUGCUGGCCUGGACUGGUCUCACUCAGAGACAAAAGCUAAGCUACAAAGUGGCGAGAUUAUCGUAACGGGAGACCAGUGGCCGCUGUUCUUGUAUGCUGACUACCAUUAUGAUUCCGAGGAUCCGUGGAAUGGCCUGUUUCGAAGCGCUUUGUUGGUCUGCGCAUAUAAACAUGUAUUCACAUCCCCCAGCUCUGUAGACAGAGAGCCAAAGGCAACUCGCUCAGGCAAUGCUCGUAUUCAUGGGAUGACCCGAAUUACUCUGCCCUCCAUCGCAUACAUUGCAACUCAGGUCCGAUUCUCCCUCACAUCAUCACCUGUUUUCUCGCGUACCGACACAGUCACAGACUCCGAAAGGUUUUACAACUCCAUCUUGGAUAUUUUCGAAGACCCGGAUGAAAAACAAGAGGUAGAUGAUCUUGCUGUAUGGUGGAACAGGCAAAUCUUCCCUUCAUACUCGACCGCUCAACGUCCUCUGGUCAAGAAUAGUGCACUGGCGAGGAUUCGGGAGAAGCGAGCGCAAAUAAAAGAGGCUUCGGUCACUGAUGGUGGUAGUGGCAAUGCGUAG
Suillus fuscotomentosus is the source of this 4785-nucleotide messenger RNA. RefSeq lists its product as uncharacterized. The transcript has 17 exons. The record is from RefSeq and is a predicted model, not a curated record. NCBI's taxonomy places the organism in Eukaryota, Fungi, Basidiomycota, Agaricomycetes, Boletales, Suillaceae. Bases 1 to 4785 code for a protein of 1594 amino acids.